AUGUUACUAAACAACUAUGAUUACGAGGACGAUACUCUUCAAAUCACCACUUCUGAGAUUGACCGACAAUUUUGGGAUUAUUUUGAUGGUGCUACCACCGCCAGUACUAAUAUAACGGAGACUGUGUUGAGGGACCAGGGGCCAGUUUUGGUGAUUUAUGGGAUCCUGUUGGCUGUGGGGGGAGUGGGGAAUGUGGCUGUGCUGGUCAGCCUCGCCAGAUCGAGGAGGAGGAAGUCUCGAGUGGAUCUGAUGAUGACACAUCUGGCGCUUGCUGAUGUCUGCGUUACUUGUGGAGUUAUUCCUUUGGAGAUCGGCUGGAAGUACACGAACGCGUGGUUGGUGGGCAACCUGAUGUGCAAGCUGCUACUAGUGCUGCGAGCCUUCGGUCUCUAUCUGUCUUCUAACGUCCUCGUUUGCAUCUCUGUUGAUAGGUUCUUCGCCGUCAUAUACCCGCUUCGGCUGCCAGUGGCACGCAGGCGCAGUAAACAGAUGCUGCUCUGCGCCUGGGCAUUCGCACUUGCGUGUAGUUUGCCUCAGAGCGUAGUAUUCCGUGUGAAGCGUCACCCACAAGUCGCUGGUUUUGAGCAGUGUGUCUCCUUUGGCGCCUUCAGUUCAGAACAACAAGAAGUGGUGUAUAAUGUCUUCUGUCUCUGCGCGAUGUACUUCUUGCCGCUGAUUGUGAUCACAGUGUGCUACGUGUGUAUCUUCUGCGAGAUACAUAGAAGCAGUAAGGAGUUGGAUGAAAAACGCAUGCACCGCAGUAGUGUGGGACACGUGCGUCUGCGCCGCUCCGACCGACGCGUGCUAGAGCGAGCUCGGCGUCGGACGCUGCGUAUGACUGUCACUAUAGUCGCCGUGUUCGCUCUCUGCUGGCUCCCUUAUGCUACUAUUACUAUGUGGUACAUGGUAGACAGAGAAUCAGCAGCUCGUCUCUCGCCAAGGGUCCAAGACUUACUCUUCGUGAUGGCUGUGUCCAACUCCUGCAUGAAUCCCCUGGUGUACGGCUCCUAUACCCUGGACCUCAAGGGGCUGCUGAGGAGAUUACUGAAGAAGACUUGCUGUCACUCAUCAGGUCCGCGGGUAAAAGCUAGAUCAAGUUCGAUUAAGAAUAGAAAUGUCAAUUUGGAGACGCCGCUCAUGAAAUCGGGUAAUAAAGUUCGCACUCGUCUAGGAGUGCGUUUUGCAGAGACUUCUCUAACAGCCGUGCCCUCUCGCCUCGAAGUGCCCAAAGUGGUGAGAGGGCCCGCCUGA
Messenger RNA from Spodoptera litura, 1251 nucleotides. The record is from RefSeq and is a predicted model, not a curated record. NCBI's taxonomy places the organism in Eukaryota, Metazoa, Arthropoda, Insecta, Lepidoptera, Noctuidae.